Strongyloides ratti is the source of this 1368-nucleotide messenger RNA. RefSeq lists its product as hypothetical. The record is from RefSeq and is a predicted model, not a curated record. Bases 1 to 1368 code for a protein of 455 amino acids. NCBI's taxonomy places the organism in Eukaryota, Metazoa, Nematoda, Chromadorea, Rhabditida, Strongyloididae. The transcript is spliced from 3 exons.
AUGAAACAAUUUAUUUUUAUUGCUUUACUUUUUAUUUUUCAAGGCAUAAAUUUUGCCUUUUCCGAAAUACAAACACUUGGAACUGAAUUUGUUUUUUCUUAUGCUAAUAUUGAUAGAAGAUAUGAAAAGGAUCAUUAUAAAUUUUUCAUUACAAAUGAUAAUAAUAUUUCAACUAUUGUUAAUUUACAAUGGUGGUCAAUUAAAAAAAAUGUUAUGAAAACUGCAUCAUUUUCACUUAAACCUUACGGUCAUGAUGAUUGGGAAUUUGAUAAAGAAGAUGUUCUUUUUACAAAAUAUUCUGGAUAUGGACAAAUAUCAGAAGUUCCUGAAAAUAGAAUUAUGAUUUCUUCUAGUUCACCAGUCAGAGUUGUUUCUCAAGUCUGGACAAAACAUCCAGAUUUUCAAGACUUAUAUUUAGUUCCAUGUACUAAAAGUUUGGGUAAAAAUUAUAUGAUACAAUUACCAGAACCAUCAGAAAAUGAAUUACAACUAGUUCAAUUUCUUCCACUUAAGCAAGAUACUAUAGUAAAUGUUACUCAUUAUGUCAAUGGAGUUUUCUUAACAAAAACUACAGCAGUAUUAAAAGCAAAUAUGGGAAAUGAUCAGCAAGUAAUGGUACGACAAUAUCACUCAACAUUAAUAAAUUCAUCUUUUCUUAUUGAAGCAUCACUUCCAAUAGCUGUUGUUGGAGCUGUAACAUGUGUGCCUACAAGUUCUGGUUGUGAUUAUACUGCAUAUAUGCCACAACAAUUAGCAUCAUGGAAUGGUGUAACAAUGAACAAGUAUAUGGAUGAUAAAUUUUUAUUAACAGAAAAUGCUAAAAAUGUUUUUAUUUAUCCUCCAAUAACACAAGAUACAAGUAUUUCUAUAUCAGCAAAUAAUGAAAAGUCAAAUGUUUUAACACAAAAUAUUUCAACACUUUACUCCUAUCAAUUUAAUCCAUCUGGGACAGCUGAAUAUCAAAUAACAACAAUGUCUUCAUCAUUAAGAGCAUCAAGGCAUCUUCUUAAUGGUGAUUAUAUAAUUGGUUCAAAUGGUGGUUCAUGUGUAACAAAUAUUUUAUCAUUAUCAAAUUUUAUAAGUGGAAGAACAUUUUUUGCUCCCUAUCGUCCAUCAUCAUUCAUUGAAAUUUAUACAAAAGAAACAAAUUUAAACAAUAUUUACCUUAAUAAUAUUCAAUUACUUAAUUUAAAAUCACAUGUUAGAGUGUUAUCAGUAACAAAAUAUACAUACGUUGCAGUAAUAAUUGAUCUUUCUCAAUUAAAUGCUGAAACUUAUCUAUUGUAUAGCAAUGAUAAAUAUAUUGCUUAUUACAUUGAUACUUGGGAAAAAAAGAUGGCUUGUUAUGAAUUAGCUUACAAUAAUUAA